CUCAUCCCGACUUCUCCUAGCUUAUCGAUCUAGCAGCAACUUCGCAGCUUCAACCGUUGUUGAACGUGAACUCCACCUCCAUGAGAUCCGAAUUUUUUGGGGCUAAAGGAUUCGGAAGCCUCAGAUCUUCCCAUUUGUUGUCUUUACUUUUGGGGCAGAAAGAUCCUCCCAAAUUUCUCUCUUUCUUGGGAAAACAUCCUAUUUCUGAUCCCUCUCAUCCUCUUUUUUCUUUUGUUCCUUUAGGUUUGUUUAGAAAUCUGUUCCUUCUCGGGAGAUCUUCUUCCGAUUUCUAGACCAAACGAAUGUUCAGAAAGUACCCAAAGCCAGCCUUUUUCUUUCACAAAAAUCAUUCUCUAAACCUUUUCUAUCCUGUCUUGAAGGAGUUGAAGAUCUUAUUUUCCAGUUUUAUGGCACCUCUGCUCUCUUGUGACUUUCCUGUAGACUCCCCACGAUGCAUAUAUAUGUAUGGAUCGAUUCUGGGCCAGUCGCUCGAAUCACCAGUGCAAGAUUUGUGAAACGAAUCUAUUGUGAAGGAAGGUGAAGCCUGGUUGUUUAGAUCCCCAUCUAAUCUUGAAUGGGACUCCUCGUACAGAAGAAGAAACCUCAAAGAAAACGAGCUCGAUGGCUUUUGUUAGUUCCCAAAGUGGAGCAGGUGAAUUUGUGAAGGCUGAGAAGAGGCCAAUGUGCGAUCUAUCGAACAGGAAAUCCGACAUCUGUGAAGCGGACGGCGAUGUCAGAAUCAUCGGCAAGGAUACCCGGAUGGUGUAUGUCGCCCCUCCUGGAUCCGUGGAUGCCCAAGGAGGCGAAUCAUGGACGAUCAAGCCUUACGCUCGCAAAUGGGAUCCCGGAUCCGGCGCCCGUGUUCGGGAGGUGACCUUGAAACUAGUCCAUGGCCACGGAGAAGACAGGCGCUGCUCCGUCAACCACACCGUCCCCGCCAUGGUUUUCGCAGUUGGUGGAUGGACCGGCAACUACUUCCACGACUUCGUCGACGUCCUCGUCCCUCUGUUUGAGACCGCCCACCCUUUCGGCGGGGAGGUCCAGUUUCUCAUCGCCAAUAUGUAUCCGCCAUGGAUGGACAAGUACCGACCGUUCUUCCGGAAGCUGUCGCGGUAUGAGAUCAUCGAGUACGACAACGACGACACCGUCCGUUGCUUCAGGCAUGUGACUCUGGGUCUGAGGUGCACCAGCGCCGAGGACUUCCAGAUGGAGCCCUCCAAGUCUCCGCACGGGUACACCAUGUUCGACUUCGCAAAGUUCACCAGAAGCGUUUUCUCGCUCGAGAGAUCCCACCCGUUGAGGGUGGGCGAGCAGACCGACAAGAAGCCGAGACUGAUGAUCAUAACCAGGGCCCAAACAAGACGAUUCAUGAACGUGGAGGAGAUCGUUCGGAUGGCGGAAGAGGUGGGCUAUGAGGUGGUGGUGGCCGAGGGAGAUCCUGAUAUCUCUAAGUUCUCGAGGCUCGUGAACUCGUGCGACGUGCUGAUGGGCGUCCACGGAUCGGCGCUGACAAAUAUGGUGUUCCUUCCCACCAACUCUGUGGUGAUCCAAGUCGUGCCAUGGGGUAAUCUGGACUGGAUCGCCGGCCAUUACUUCAGGGAGCCUUCCAAGCAGAUGAAGCUGAACUACCUGGAAUACAGCAUCAACGAGGAGGAAACCACUCUCACCGCGCUGUACGCAAGAGACCACGCUGUGUUCAAGGAUCCCAUGUCGCUGCACCCUCAGAACGCAGAUUGGGACACCUUCUCCAGGAUCUUCCUCAAAGAACAGAAUGUGAAGCUCGACGUGAGAAGGUUCCGCCCUUUCCUGGAACAUGCCCUUCACAUCCUCAAGGAACAGCCGAGGGAAUGAGAUAGUCGGAGGUUCUGUAUGAAGAAUCAAGCUCUUUUAUUUUCCUUUAUUUCGAAGAAUAGUUGAUGAGUUUACUUACUGUUCCAAGUUAUUCAUUAAAAUUAUCGACAGCAAAUGUGACCGGACUA
Musa acuminata AAA Group (dessert banana) is the source of this 1979-nucleotide messenger RNA. RefSeq names its product alpha-1,3-arabinosyltransferase XAT3. Bases 622 to 1851 code for a protein of 409 amino acids. Gene Ontology annotation, molecular function: glycosyltransferase activity. The record is from RefSeq and is a predicted model, not a curated record. NCBI's taxonomy places the organism in Eukaryota, Viridiplantae, Streptophyta, Magnoliopsida, Zingiberales, Musaceae. The transcript is spliced from 2 exons.